UGUGAGUCCAGCAACAUAACCAUUACGCUAACUGCUGGUUCCCCUGGCAACUAUUCUGAGGAGUUCAGCUGAAAAGGGAAAUGGGCCAGUGGGACGGUACCUAGACAGGCGUGUGAGAUGAGGACAGGGAGCUAUGACUGUGGCGGAUAUUCCAAAGUGCCCUGUGGUGGGACCUUUGGGUUAUUGUUGCCACUGCUGUUUUACUGUUAUAGAUAGUACUGGUGAAAAGGAGGCCUCGUCAGGGUCUUGUUAUUGAAAAGAAAUGCCCUUGUCCUGGGUAUGUACGUGUUUUGUUUACAGACACCCUGCCGAUCUGUAUCAGUUCAACAUUUCUAGUUUGCUGAAAGAUGGAAGGCUCUGAUAUUGUUCACUAAGGUUUCCUUUGGCCAGCACUCUGGGUCUCCUGCAUUUCAGAGCGCACAGAGAGCCUAUAGUCACAGGGCUCAGUUCCCUCCCCGACCACUCCCUUGACAACAGCCCCAUGGGUCCCUCCCCUGUAGUGUAGUAUGGCCACACAGAAAGUUCUAGAACUACAAGGACUGUAUUGGGUCCAUUAACCCCUUGUUCCCAGGAAUACCUGCCCACCUCAUUGAACUCCUGGGGAGAGGAAGGGAGUACCUAAUGGUCACACCAGGCAGCAAGGCCUUCAUGAGUCCAGGUGCCUGCCAGGACCCUGUUUCUUACACAGCAAGAGAGUUCUGAGCCAGCCAGCCUGCCCAGAGCCCUUGAGGGCAGCAGGGUAAGGCCUAAAGGGUCACAUGCUCAGCAGUCAAAGACCAAGGACAGCUGGACUGAGCCAGACACCAGGCUCCAGUUUCCUCUGAAAGAGCUGCAGCUUCUUGGGAAGUGAAGGGCUCUUCUUCAGUCCCAUGUGGUCUACACAGGGAUGGAUCCCAGGGACGAAAUCUUCUUUCAGACAGGACCCCUACACAUGCACAUGCACACAGACUUAGACACACACGGAAACUGAAUGAUGCACACCAGUAUGAACACGGACCCACAAUGAUGUGCCUAUUCAUGGCCAUGUGUCACACGGUCACACACAUUAGUAGACACCCACACCCAUCUGAAGACACACAUAAACACACACAUGAGGAUUCACACCCCACACAGUGCACACUGACACUAGCCCAUUAGUGUCAAUAAAGAUACACACUGACGCAUACUACACAGGGACACUCUGAAGCAUGUCCACGCCCACACCACAGACACCGAAAAACACAGCGGUGCACAGUUACAGACACACAGACACAUGUCAAUGUAAAGGUACAGACCAAGUUGCACUAAUACAUUCAUGGGUCAUCUACAUGCCGACUCACACGCCGACACACAUACCUGAAAUACAGAGCUGCCCUGACAUGCCAGACAGACAUGCACCAAAGCAAAUGUAUGCACAAAAUACACACCGAACACCCUGACCCAGUCAGCACGUUCCGACCAGCCCCAGGGUCUUCAGGGCCGUUCAGGGCUGCCCACAUCCUGCACCCCACCCCCAGGGGGAGAUGAUGUCCUAAGCUCCGCUGGAUCCACGUGACAUCAACCAGCCCCUCGCUUGCUGGGAGUUCCGAGCUCUGUGCUGGGGCCAGGCCGGCACCAGGCACAGACACUCCAGCCCUUGUUGGGAGAACAGAGAAGCUCUCUUGUCACUGCCAGUCUUCGGCUCCAACUGCUGGUUCUCCCAGAGGCCUCUCCUCAGGCUGUCCAGAGCCUACCUGAUCACUGCAACGGGAUGGACUCCAGCCCAGCCGGGACCCCCAGUCCACAGCUCUCAAGAGCCAAUGGGAACAUCAACCUGGGGCCUUCAGCCAACCCAAAUGCCCGGCCUACAGACUUCGACUUCCUCAAAGUCAUUGGCAAGGGGAACUACGGGAAGGUCCUGCUGGCCAAGCGCAAGUCCGAUGGGACAUUCUACGCAGUGAAGGUGCUGCAGAAAAAGUCCAUCCUCAAGAAGAAAGAGCAGAGCCACAUCAUGGCGGAGCGCAGUGUGCUUCUGAAGAACGUGCGGCACCCCUUCCUUGUGGGCCUGCGCUACUCCUUCCAGACGUCCGAGAAGCUCUACUUUGUGCUGGACUAUGUCAACGGGGGAGAGCUCUUCUUCCACCUGCAGCGGGAGCGCCGGUUCCUGGAGCCCCGGGCCAGGUUCUAUGCCGCAGAGGUGGCCAGCGCCAUCGGCUACUUGCACUCCCUCAACAUCAUUUACAGGGACCUGAAACCAGAGAACAUUCUCUUGGACUGUCAGGGACAUGUGGUGCUGACAGAUUUUGGCCUCUGCAAGGAAGGUGUAGAGCCUGAGGAGACCACAUCCACGUUCUGUGGCACCCCCGAGUACUUGGCUCCCGAAGUGCUUCGUAAAGAGCCUUACGACCGGGCAGUGGACUGGUGGUGUUUGGGGGCAGUCAUCUACGAGAUGCUACAUGGCCUGCCGCCCUUCUACAACCCAGACAUUUCUCAGAUGUAUGAGAACAUUUUACACCAGCCACUACAGAUCCCGGGGGGCCGGACAGUGGCUGCCUGUGACCUCCUGCAAGGCCUUCUCCACAAGGACCAGAGGCAACGGCUGGGCUCCAAAGCCGACUUUCUUGACAUAAAGAACCAUGUAUUCUUCAGCCCCAUAAACUGGGACGACUUGUACCAUAAGAGGCUGACUCCACCUUUCAACCCAAAUGUGGCAGGACCUGCUGACUUGAAACACUUCGACCCAGAGUUCACACAGGAAACUGUCUCCAAGUCCAUUGGCUGCACCCCUGACACUGUGGCCAGCAGCUCUGGGGCCUCCAGUGCAUUCUUGGGGUUUUCCUACGCACCAGAGGAAGAGGACAUCUUGGAUUGCUAGAAGAGAAGUGCCUGUGGAAGCUCUGAGAUCAGCUGGCAUUAGUAAUCACCUUCAGCUGCUAGUGCCAGAGACUGCAUGAAACAAUGGCUGAAGAGAAACAGGGUUUUUGUUUUGUUUUCCCCCCACAGCAGAAAAGAAAAGCAUCAGAUGAUCCAAGGCUGGUACAAUAGGUCAUUGAAUGGUCAGCUACUGUCUUUCCGCUCUGCCAUCUUUGGCUUCCAGUUGGUUGCCACACGAUGCCUACUGGAGCCCUGGCCACCAUUUGUAUUCUAGGCAGAGAAUGGGGAGGGGGAGUAAAAGGGCACAUGUAAGAACAUUCUCAGAAGUCCCCACCCUAUGGCUUCUGCUUACAUCUCAUGACACACCUCUAUGUCGUAGAAACUUAUUAGCUGGGCUUGUGACUACCCUAGUAACAAAGCAGUUCAGACACUAAGGGGGAAAGGGAAGCAUGUUGGGUAGGUAACUGUCCCAGCCCACGGAACAAUCGAGCAGGGUGCCUGAGUGAAAGAGCGGAGGUCUGGAACUGGCGCAGCGUUACAGGUAACCAGCACUUUCCCAGGGGGGGUUCCUGGUGUUUGGCCUUUGCUCUCAAUGAUAGAUGGAAGAGCUGUAAUAAGCCUGCAGGGCAUUGCCCAACAUCUCCUACUGUUCCAUAUUGAUGGUGUCUUUGUUGUGGGUGGUAUUGGUCAUUUGUAACCAGGUUUCAAUGCCUGGCAUCGGAGCCCUUUCCUAGAUUCAAGGAGUUCCCUACUUUAUGAGCCUAGAUGAGGGGCACUACCUACCUCCACUUAAGAGUAGCUGAAAACAUGAUACCGACUUUCUCAGACUUCGCUGAACUAGGGCAGU
Messenger RNA from Tupaia belangeri chinensis (Chinese tree shrew), 3679 nucleotides. RefSeq names its product serum/glucocorticoid regulated kinase 2 (gene SGK2). The transcript is spliced from 13 exons. Gene Ontology annotation, biological process: protein phosphorylation. The coding region runs from base 1730 to 2833 and encodes 367 amino acids. NCBI's taxonomy places the organism in Eukaryota, Metazoa, Chordata, Mammalia, Scandentia, Tupaiidae. The record is from RefSeq and is a predicted model, not a curated record. Gene Ontology annotation, molecular function: protein serine/threonine kinase activity; ATP binding.